AUGUCUCACUGCUCUUUGAAUCGACACAAGAACACACAUCGAAAGCGGUGCAUCGAGAGUCGCAUUUUUGCGUGUCGCUUCUGCACACGCCAGUUCCUCCACUCCAGUCAACUGGCCGAGCACGAGCUGCAGGUGCACAACUUCGAGUCGGCCAGCCUCCUGGACGGAGUCGACGAGUCGACUUCGCGACACGUCCUGCUGCCACCGCCGCCUCCGGGCCCGCCGGUCCCUCCAUCGUCCAAGAACGGACCGUCUGGCCUCGUGCCCGGCCGGCUGCAUUCAGGCACAAAACGGCCCUACCGUCGCGACAGUACCGCCGCCGGCGGCCUCCUGCCCCUCUCCUUCGCCCCCGAGGCCGCCGUAGCCCCGGCGUCGAGCCCGAACCCAAGCCCGACUGGCGCCUCGGCGUCACGGCAACGUCACGCCGGACACGCAACCAAGUCGACCAGCCACAUGUCCUUCGCCCACUCGCCCAUUUUGUCCGGAUCCGGAGCGUCCGUCUCCGUCCUGCAGACGGCCGCUUCACUCGCCCCAGCGCACCACCUCCAAUCGCCGGAACUGCUUCUCCACUCGCCGCAUGCAUCUGCCCAUCUCGGCCUGGGCUCGAGUCCCGCCAUCGGCCUCGUCUCCGACUGCCUUGCUGCCGCCGCCGCAGCUGCCGCUGCCGCCGCCGCCUCGGGCCCUGUCAGUCUGGCUCACUUGACGCAGUCGCAGCCUCACCUCGCCUCCUUCUCACCGGCUCCUCGAUCCGGCCUGGCCGGACUCAAACCCGCCGACCUUUCGGCGCUCCAAAUGGCCACGUCGACCACGACGCCGGCCUCCGCUACCGUCCCCAUCCACUCGGUCACUCCAUCGUCCGUCGCAUCUUUCCCCUCCUUUCCCUCGUUCCCCUCUUUUCCCACUUUUCCCUCUUUCCCCACAUUCCCCGCUUUCCCAUCCUCCUCCUCCUCCUCCACUUCCACCUCCUCCACUUCCUCCGCCUCCACCACCACCGCCUCAUCGGCCGGCUUCGGUCAGGCCGCUCUGGCCGCCGCCGCCGCCGCCGCGGCUGCCGCAUGCUUCCCCACCGCCGGCAUCGACAUCCACCAACUCCACCAACUGCAAAUGCUGCUGGCCGCGGCCACCGCCACCGCCACCGCCAGCGCCAGCGCCAACACGUCAGCCUUCUCGGGCAACGACGACCUCCAACCUCUUUGCCCACCCUCUCCGCCUCAACUCGCACCACCCUCUCCUUCGCCUCCCCUCGGCCCUUCUCUCCAUCUUUCCGCCAACCUACAACCCGCCCACUCCACCAACUUCCAGCACCCUAACCACAUCCACAGCCAGCACAAUCACAAUCACAACAACAGCAACAACAACAACCACUCCACGGGCUCGUUGCCUCUUUCUCUGCAACUGCCUCUCCCUCUCAGUCUGACCGCCUCCUCCAGCCUCGGCAGCUGUGGCCAUGGCAACAAUAGGAGUUCUGCUAAUCCCGAUUGGCGAGUUGGCAAGUCCACGACUGGGCCCAGUCAGGCGGAUGAUGCACAUUCGACUGGCCUGGCCGGGGCCCAGGCGGAUGCUGGGUUCGAAGAGGACGUCGGCUGCGACCAACAGCCUCUGAGGACGGCAGCUUCGCAAGCCUCGUCUCCAUCGUCAUCUUCUUCGUCCUCCUCCUCGUCCGCUGCCUCUGCGUCGUCGUCCAGUUCGUCGUCGCUGUCCUCCUUUCAAGCCCUCUCCUGUCUGUCGGCCGGAUUUCCCCAGGCUCUGUUGCUCGGUCAGCUGAACCAGGACUCGCAGACAGGGUCAUCGCUGUGCCAGGGGAAGAGUGAAUCGUCUGGAAGACGAACCCCGGCGCCAGUCUCUCUCGACCGGCCCGUUGAGCAGUGCUUCUUCCUCUGUGAUUUUUGCGGUCUCCGACUGGCCAGACAGGCUGACUACGACAGCCAUUUGAGUCAGCACUACGUCCAGCAGAUGUGUAAGCCCUCUUCAGUCAGUCUGUAG
This is a messenger RNA of Protopolystoma xenopodis, 1983 nucleotides long. Lineage: Eukaryota; Metazoa; Platyhelminthes; Monogenea; Polystomatidea; Polystomatidae. The record is from the annotation of a GenBank genome assembly.